AUGGCCGACCAGACGAUCAAGGGCCCCGCGCCGCAAGUCCACGACGGCUCCAAGCUGCGUAUCGGCAUCAUCCACGCGCGCUGGAACGACGAGGUCAUCAAGGCCCUCGUUGACGGCACCCUCGCCCAGCUUAAGAAGGCCGGCGUCAAGGAGGAGAACAUUGUCCUCAAGUCGGUCCCGGGAAGCUACGAGCUGCCGUUUGCGUGCCAGAACAGGCUCAUCGAGGGCGGCAAGACGCAAGCCUCUGGCGCCAACUCGCUGAUCAGCACGACCAACCUCCUCUCCCUCGUCGAGGGCGAGGGAACGGGAGGCACCUCGACGCCGGCGGGCGACAAGGCCGGCGCCGCGAACAAGCAGCCCUUUGACGCCGUCAUCGCGAUCGGCGUGCUGAUCAAGGGCUCGACGAUGCACUUUGAGUACAUCUGCGACGCCGUCUCGCAGGGCCUCAUGCGCGUCCAGCUCGACUCUGGCACGCCCGUCAUUUUCGGUGUUCUUACCUGCCUCAACGGCGACCAGGCGCUCGAGCGCGCUGGUAUCGGAAGGAAGGGCAACAAGGGACACAACCACGGCGAGGACUGGGGUCUCGCUGCCGUCGAGAUGGCCAAGGCUACGCAGGAGUGGGCCAAGGGCCACAUCUAA
Trichosporon asahii var. asahii CBS 2479 is the source of this 639-nucleotide messenger RNA. RefSeq names its product 6,7-dimethyl-8-ribityllumazine synthase. Gene Ontology annotation, biological process: riboflavin biosynthetic process. The record is from RefSeq and is a predicted model, not a curated record. Gene Ontology annotation, cellular component: riboflavin synthase complex; mitochondrial intermembrane space; intracellular anatomical structure. Gene Ontology annotation, molecular function: 6,7-dimethyl-8-ribityllumazine synthase activity. NCBI's taxonomy places the organism in Eukaryota, Fungi, Basidiomycota, Tremellomycetes, Trichosporonales, Trichosporonaceae. The transcript has 3 exons. The coding region runs from base 1 to 639 and encodes 212 amino acids.